Zea mays is the source of this 929-nucleotide messenger RNA. RefSeq names its product CASP-like protein 7. The record is from RefSeq and is marked provisional. The transcript is spliced from 2 exons. Lineage: Eukaryota; Viridiplantae; Streptophyta; Magnoliopsida; Poales; Poaceae. Bases 85 to 714 code for a protein of 209 amino acids.
CAGGGAGAGACGAGAGAAGUGGACACCUCGCCUGCCUGGACUCGUCUACUCUAGUAUACAGAAAAAAGCAGAAGAGAUACGGGGAUGUCUAAGACGGCGGGCGUCGGCAGACUCGGAGGAGCCGGGGCGGCGGACGCGGCGCAGCAGCAGCAGCUGGCGGCGGGUGAUGCUGCGGUGGCGCGGGCGGCGCGGCCCAUCGAGACGCUGCUGCGCGCGGCGCCGCUGGUGCUGUGCGUGGCCGCCAUGACCCUCAUGCUCCGUGACCAGCAGAGCAAUGAGUACGGCACCGUCGCCUACUCCGACCUGGGGGGCUUCAAAUACCUCGUCUACGCCAACGGCCUGUGCGCCGCCUACUCGCUGGCGUCCGCGUUCUACACGGCCGUGCCGAGGCCCGCCACCGUGUCGCGCUCCUGGGUCGUCUUCCUCCUCGACCAGGUGUUCACGUACCUGAUCCUGGCGGCAGGUGCUGCGGCGGCGGAGCUGCUGUACCUCGCCUACAACGGCGACAAGGAGGUGACGUGGAGCGAGGCGUGUGGUGUUUUCGGCAGCUUCUGCCGCCAGGCGCGCACAUCCGUGGCCAUCACCUUCGGCGCCGUGCUCUGUUUCAUCCUCCUCUCCCUCCUCUCCUCCUACCGCCUCUUCAGCGCCUACGAGGCGCCCCCGCCGUCGGCGCUCGGCAGCAAGGGCGUCGAGAUCGCCGCGUACCCACGCUGAAGCCGCCGGCCAUUCAUCGGAGGCUCUGGAGGGCGAUCAAGUAACGAAGGGAGUAACGAAGGCUGAAUUGUGCUUGACUGCAUCGUUCUUGCGUGUACUGGGUGGAUUGACCUUGAACUUCUUACUACAGCCGUAAAUUCUGUGUAUGUUUCGUUAUGGCAACAUCUUUCUGUGGAAAGAAUGUUUGUAACAAGCAGACGAGAAGUUGUGUGGGU